AUGAAUGAGAAUGGCUCAAACUAUAAUGCCAGAUUUUCAGCCCCUUUAAAGAGGGAAAUCAUACCGCUUCCAAAAUUACCACCUUUAAAUACUACUGGGGCUACAUUUAAAGAACGAUCUAAAUCUCACAGAAGCAGCACUGAAUUACCUAUAGGUUGGACUCCUGUAAGUGGGCACGACCAAAGCUUAUCUUAUGUUAGUGAGCAGGAACAUACUUCUUCAGGAACCACAUUGUCAUCAAGGUAUGAGCAACCAGAUUUGUACGUAACCUCACCUUCCAGUUCUGCCAGAAUGCGACCACCACCGCCACCGCCGCCGCAACCAAGGAAUCGACAAAUAUUGAAUGAACUCUCCACAGUCCCGAGGUCCACACCCCAUACACCGCCCAGGUUUGGAACUACCCUGGGCAAGUCAAGCCCAAAUGCAUCAUAUAGUUCUCCAUUUGUCGGCGAAGCUGAAAUAGAGCAAGGUUUUCAAAAGGAAGGGGUGAAUUCAAGAGUAUAUAGAUCACCGUUCAUCGGGGAUCCAGAUUUGAGUAUUGUUAGGGGGAGCGCGAAGGAUAAUGGCGUAAAGACCAAGACCUCAAAUGAAAGUAUGCCGUAUAUUUCUUUCGACAAUACUGCCUACCACACAAGAGCCCUGCCCCCACUUCCGACACCAGAUGGGAGGAAAUCAGCAACUACCGACUUCUUGGAACUGUAUAAUUUGCCCCCUCCAACACUGCACAACAAAACUCGUGACGUUAGCAAUCACAGUCGAGUGUCUGAUAGCAUCGAUAGCUACUAUUCUGAUACAAACUACGCGUUUAACAAUUCUGAAGCACGACAUAGCAGCUUUAAUUCAUUUCUUGGGGGCAAACCCUUAGAACAGGCACCCAGUAUCACAGCACCAACUCAGCCCUUUAGUAUUGAUUCCCUGGAUGAGAACAAACUUUACCAAUGUUACAGUGUGUAUCGGCUGUCUGACAUUUACGAAUGGGUCUUGAAAGUUUAUUUUGAAUGGUUUAAUGAAUGUGUUUUCGGAAAGAUAGAGUUUUUUCAGAUGGUGCAACUACUUUUGGAAUUUCAAUUGCCAAAAAGUUUUGAUCAAGACACCAUAGACUCCAACGUGGACCGAAUUAUUGAGUCUUUGGUCACUCAAAAAGCCGUUCGAUUUGAACCGGACAAUGAUGAAGAAAUUACUAUAAUAGUAGCUGGCCUAAACACAAGUGGUAUAUUUACAGAGCUGUUACCUUGUUAUUCAUUUAUUGAUGCAAAUUAUGGCUCUACAGAUUUCACUCUUUGCUACUCUUUAACUUGUGUGAAUCGCUUACCUUCAGAGAAUAGACAAGAAAUUAAACUUUCAGAGUUGAUUGACAAAUCCGUCGGUGUAUGGGCAGACUACUGGAAGCUAACACCUGAAGAAAUAGCUGAUAUAAACCCGCGUGAAGUACAGCGUCAAAGCUUUAUAUUUGAUUUAAUAAUACUGGAGGAGAGAUCUCUGAAUAUGGCCAACGCUGCUGUUGAAAUAUAUGGAAAACGAUAUGACCCGGAGCUGCUCCCAAAUGAGCCCGACUUCGCAAAAAAUGCAUUUGAUAUUUUUGAGCCAAUGAUUCACCUGCAUAAAGAGUAUUUGCUCUCACCUAUUCUCUGGAAGUUGAAAACGCGAGGUAAGUUCAUUGAUGGCAUAGGAAAAAUAUAUCUGAAAUGGUGCAAUGAAGCACACGAUCUGUACCUGAACUAUGCCUGCUCAAUGGCUAAAGUUCAUGAUAUUAUAACGUGGGAAAAACGGCAUAAUACUCGAUUCGCUCAAUGGUUAAGAGAUGUGGACAACUCACCUGAGAUCAGUCGCUCCAAGAUGUAUCAUGAUGUCAUUUUUUUCGGAGGGUUUUUCAAGUCGUUGCAGAAUUUACCGAUCACCUUGAACUCUAUAUUAAAGAACACAGAGCGUUCCUCUGAAGAUUAUGCUUACCUCGAGCUACUUAUAGCGCAGAUAGAGAAUUUGAGUGUAGAAGUUGAUCGUGCGCAUGGUGAUGCUGUCGAUAAACAAAAAUUGAUGCGAUUUUCAGAACAGCUGGUUUUUAGGAAUAGUGGUGGCAGUAACACUGUUGGCUACGUGAAUUUAGCAACUAAGGAUCACGAGGAGGCUGAGAGACUGAAACAAGAUAGACUGGAUCUAGGUUUGAGGGAUCCUCAUCGUAGAUUGAUAUAUUCUGGAAUAGUUAUGAAGAGAAGAGAAUUAUGGGUUGAUUAUUCCCAAGUUUACAUUGUUUUGCUUGACAAUUACUUUUUAAUCACAGAAAUUGUAAACAAAGGCGAUCAGAAGAGGUACAAGCUGGCUGAACGCCCGAUACCAAUAGAUUAUCUCAGUCUAGAACAGAGGAAAAUACAGGACAUUCCUCAAAGUGCUACAGGUAGCCAGAGAGACUCAAUGAUAAGAUUUGGUAAAGCAUCUAGCCUUACGCCCUUGUCUGCUGUUCGCCCCCAACUGAAAAGCAGUACAAUCAUGGUGGCGAGACCUACUUCAGCUUUUGAUGCUCUGGCAAGUACAGGCACGGAAAUAUCUAAUGAGACUUCAAGCUCUGCCGAAUUUUCCUUUAAAAUCAGGAACACAGCAACUAAUGAAUCCUUUACUUUUUACCUAAAUUCAUCUGAAGAUUGUCAGCGCUGGACUUCAGCGAUAAUGAACUGUUUCAAAGUUUCCAGUGAUCAUAAGUCUAAAGUUGGGCUUGAUUUACAAGUUCUUAGUACUGAGUUCUCAUAUUCAGAAAAGGAUGCACCCGUAAAUCUGCCCGUCGCGCCUGAAGGGUCGGAUAUCGAUAUCGCUUUGAAACACUACGAAAUCGAAAUGAACGAUUUAAAUUCUGUAGUUAACACAUGGCCCACAACUAUCUUUUGCUCCUCUUACUUCGAAUUUGAAGGACAAAGUUUUCUUUUAGUGGCGACAGAUUAUGGUGUCUUACUUAGGCGCGAGGGUAACGGGGCAUCUAGGCUUAUAAGAGUACUACAAACAAACGACGUGAGGCAAAUCGAAGUAAACUCAAAUUUGGGUUUAGUUUUUGUCCUGGAUAACAGGAUUUUGUGUUAUUUUAACAUUGCUAGUAUUGUAGGGGCUUAUUUUAAUCCAGGGAAGUAUCUCAAGCACAAUCGAAUAGUCGGGGUUAUCUUGAGGGAUAAAGUUCGAUGCUUCAAGUUUGCGGAGGACUUUGGUAAUUCUAGACAUUUAUUUUUCGAGAGAAAGGGCAAGAUUUUUGUAUUAACACCAGAAUUUGAUAGAUUGACAAAAAUAUUGCAGUUUUUCAAAGUUUACAAGGUGUAUAAAUUACCAGUUUUUAAUAAUGGCCUGAACAUACCGGAAAUUGAUGACAUUGUGAUAUUUAAGAAAUGCUUUGUCGCUUGUACGUCCAAAGGUGCUUUUCUGUAUCAUGAUUCAUUUAAUGACGAUGGAAUAACACUUCCUAGUUUUUUAAAUGAUCAUGCAAUGUCAAGCUAUAUGAGACACCCGCAUUUAAGCUCCAAUCCCUUCAGAACUGCGGUAGAAUCCUCGUCGAAAAAGGAUUCAUCUAUACAAAAGAUGGCGGAAUAUGUUAAGAAGGAUGUUGCUACUAAUAAAACAAAACCCAUCACUUGUUUUCAGUUAAAAGGCACUACUGAAUUUCUACUAAUAUAUGACGAGGCUGUAGUUAAAAUCGAUUGCCAUGGACAAAUCAGUGACUGGAAGCAAGAUAUUCUGGUUCUCGAUUUUUACUGUACCGGAGCAUCUUAUCAUAUGGGAUAUCUUACCUUGAUAGGUGAUAAUUUGGUUCAAGUUUACAAUCUAAUGCAGCCGAAGCAGGUUCUAGGGAACUUGGUGCCCAUUCAAAUCAUCAAAGGUAAAAAGGUAAAACUCCUGAGUUGCAGUCAGAAUCACGCAACUGUAAUCGCUUUGAGUCAUCCUAAUAUAGCCAACAGACAGCUCCUGCUGGCAUGCAUUCCCAAAGCUUCUAGCCUCUCCAUGUCUAUGUAA
Molecule: messenger RNA, 3984 nt
Organism: Zygotorulaspora mrakii
Lineage: Eukaryota; Fungi; Ascomycota; Saccharomycetes; Saccharomycetales; Saccharomycetaceae
Gene: TUS1
Product: Rho family guanine nucleotide exchange factor TUS1
Exons: 1
Coding region: 1-3984 (1327 amino acids)
Molecular function (GO): guanyl-nucleotide exchange factor activity
Source: RefSeq, a predicted model, not a curated record